This is a messenger RNA of Huiozyma naganishii CBS 8797, 1305 nucleotides long. RefSeq lists its product as uncharacterized. The record is from RefSeq and is a predicted model, not a curated record. The coding region runs from base 1 to 1305 and encodes 434 amino acids. Lineage: Eukaryota; Fungi; Ascomycota; Saccharomycetes; Saccharomycetales; Saccharomycetaceae. Gene Ontology annotation, biological process: cardiolipin acyl-chain remodeling. The transcript has a single exon. Gene Ontology annotation, molecular function: A2-type glycerophospholipase activity. Gene Ontology annotation, cellular component: mitochondrial inner membrane.
AUGAGGGGAAUAGUCAAAUUACAGCGGAGAUGUUUUAGCGCACAUGGGAACGUGGUGCUUCAAAGCACAAAUGUUCAGGCCAAGAUUCUAAAGAGGGCCUGGAAUAAUACCGAGCAGCUCAGAGUCUCGUCCUUUAAAUUGUGGCUUUCCCAUCUGAGAGGUGUGACCUAUACGAGGGAUCGCCUGAGAGUGUACCAGAAGAAGCUUAUGGAGGGAGUAAACUUGCCGCAAAGUGUGCGCUGCGUUAAUGCUACUACAUCACGGGGGAUCAACCAGUGGCAUUUUCAUAAUCCAUCGCUGGUUGGAUCAGAGGCUGCAGUGAAACCGCCUGUUCUGCUGAUUCAUGGGUAUGCGUCGUCGUCGAUGUCCUACUUCAGGAACUUCCGUGGACUGUCCAGCCAGUGCAAAGACGUGUACGCUAUCGAUCUCCCUGCCAACGGUUUAUCAAGAGAGAUUAGCCUAAGCGAGGAUGCUGACUUAAAGGACCUUGUCAAAUACUCUUUGCAAGUGAAAGGUUUGGAUUCCCCAGGUCAGGUGAAAGUGACAAAACCAUAUAAUAACAAACUGUGCGCGACGCAACUUAGAAUCCUGGAAGACUACUACGUUGAUGAAAUUGAGAGAUGGAGAGUUGAGAACCAGAUUGAUCAGUUGCACCUUGUUGGCCACUCGUUCGGGGGGUACAUCUCUUACAAAUACGCGUUAAAGUAUCCACAAAACGUGAUGAAGUUAGCACUUAUAUCGCCAUUGGGGGUGGAAAGGAAUUUAUAUUCCGUUAACAACCAUUUGCCCCAAGACUCUAUAGUACAGGGAACUUUUGAGGACCCUUCGUCACCAUCAUAUCUGCGAAAGUUGGAAGUACCACGGUACAUUUUCGAAAACCAAUUAAAGAUACUUCGAUGGGGUGGCCCCAUGGGUGCACGGCUGUGCUGGAACUACAUUACAUCUGCGUAUGCCAAAGUUCCAUCUCGUGAAUUUAAAGAAUAUCUGUUUGAGUUGUUCUACGGAGACGGAGGUAUCACCAAAACAGCGCUGACAACGUUUAUCCUUUUAUUUACGAGGAAUUUACUAGCAAGAGACCCCAUCAUGGAUUCAAUUGCUGAAUUGAAAGUGAAGGAUGUGAUGUUUCAGUACGGGCAAUACGAUUGGAUGAAUAAAAACGCUGGUGCGCGUGCAGCAGAGCUGCUGAGGAAACAACCGUAUAACAACUCUGCACUGUACUUGGAGAUUCCCGAAUCGGGUCACAAUUUAUUUUUAGACAGCCCACAGUCCUUCAAUUUUUCACUUAUCUCUUUCCUCGCUGAUUAA